Pogonomyrmex barbatus (red harvester ant) is the source of this 2751-nucleotide messenger RNA. RefSeq lists its product as uncharacterized. The record is from RefSeq and is a predicted model, not a curated record. Gene Ontology annotation, cellular component: nucleus. Gene Ontology annotation, biological process: cell fate commitment; negative regulation of transcription by RNA polymerase II; positive regulation of transcription by RNA polymerase II. Gene Ontology annotation, molecular function: RNA polymerase II cis-regulatory region sequence-specific DNA binding; DNA-binding transcription factor activity, RNA polymerase II-specific; zinc ion binding. NCBI's taxonomy places the organism in Eukaryota, Metazoa, Arthropoda, Insecta, Hymenoptera, Formicidae.
UUGCCUUCUUACGUGUCACGCAAUUGAUGGUGGUGCGUGUACUGUGCCGCUGACAAUGAGCCGCGGCGGUGACUGUGAUAAGUGAUCUGUGUAAGCCCAUUCUCAUCGCUAAACGCGAACAGUGGCAGUGGAGAAAGAUCGCACAUCGGCCACUGUUAGAGCAUACCUCUUGAUGACUCGCGCUUUAAGUGGGCCUCAGGCAAGCCGGAGCUCGCAAUUAUGUUCGAUGUACCGCAGAAAUUCUACGAUCUGUGUCGCCUUUGUUUAUCCCGGGACGGUGUCAAGUUUUCCAUAUUCAAGGAGGGGGGCCAGCAAAAUAUUGCUGAAAAGAUAUCGACAUGCCUGUCAAUCACGGUAAAAGAUGAUGAUCCCUUACCACCGAUUAUCUGUCAGCAAUGUGUAUACAAGUUAAACAUGUUGCAUGAUUUUCGUGAAGAGUCACAAAAAUCUGACCUCUUACUUAAACAGUACCUGGAUUAUACCAAGCAACUGUCGUCUCAUGACGAGCAGAAAGAGUCUUUCUCCACUGCCAAAGUAGCGGGCAAGAGUCCCCUGCAAUCGUUCUUCGAGUUGAAUAGAAUCUUGUUCAACGAGAAGCCUAACUCCGAGCCGGCCAGCAUUAAUCAAAACAUAAUACCUCAAACUCAAACGCAUCAUCUAGAGUUGCCGAACAGCAAUAUGCAAGAACAUGAUAAUAUUAAGUGUGAGCCAAUUGAUGACGAUGACAGUUCUAACAGUUCCGACCCUGAACGAUUAGAGAUUGAGGAUCGCGACGAACAGGAGAUUGAAGGCGAGGAAAAUGGUUACGAUAUGACUGUUAGUAAGAGGAGCAGAGUAGACAGCAAUUAUGAUGGCUCUGAAUCCAACACAGCGAAUUGUAGUCCAGUUAAUAGAAUGGAUACUCCAGAAAGUAACUGCUCUGAUACUAACAUUGAUCAAGAAACGACAAAGUUAUGGCAGGCUUUAGCCAACAAUAGAAACUUGGAAAUUACGCGAACAAAUGGUGAUAAGUUGAACAAUGGAUACACCGGCGAAGCAACCAAUUUGUUGCGUUCUUUAAUAAACAAUAGACAGAUUGGUAUUACGGCUAUUGAGUCGGAUAAGAUAUCUCCGCAAAUUAGAUUUUAUAGAGAUACCCAAGGAACAACUACUGAGCAUACGCUGGCCGAAUUUCCUGUACUCGGUAAUCGUACCAAUGUAGGAACUUUAGAAAAUAAGUCUGUACAGAGUGCUUCGAUAGACAGUAACCCAUCUAGCCCUGCUAGUGUCGGUCGUAAGGAGAUGAUGGCGACGACAAAAGGUCGCAGAAAACAGAGUUAUCCUAGUAAGGCUCCAACGAGUCCAGAUAUUUUUGCGAAUUAUCAAUAUGAACAUAAUAAUGAGGAGCAAGCGCAUGAUUUUACCACGUGGUCAAGCAAAAUAAAAAAUAAGGUGGAGGAUCAAAAGCAACAAUUUGAUCAUCAAAGUGGCAACGUAGCGAAAAAGGUUGAUAUGUCUUGUACAAAUUGUGGCACCAUGACGACAACUAUUUGGAGAAGAAAUAUGAAGGGCGAGAUGGUAUGCAAUGCUUGUGGAUUGUAUUACAAACUGCAUGGCGUUAAUCGUCCGGUUACUAUGCGAAGGGAUACUAUACAUACACGCAGACGUAGACCCAAAGGCGAGAAACCAACAAGGCACAGAAAAAAAGGAGACACAGUCUUAGCAUCUCAAUCAACAAGAGAACAAAUGGAUGCCGAGAGUGCUGAUAUGUUGGAGGCUCUUCGACGACAAAUUCAUCCUCAGUUGAUGAUGGCAGCGUUAACGCCUACACACAUACCUAGUGGCCAUCCGCCUCCGCCAGCUACUUACCCAAUACCUUUAUCUAGUUACAUGAUUCAUCAACAUGUGAAAGCCGAGGAAGCGCAACGACGCUUGUCCAUGGAUGAGGAAGCGGACGAAGGUGACGAGGAAAACGUUUCCGAUGUUCCCCUCAAUCUGGUGGCGACUUCACUCUCGGAGGAGACACACUGAAAAAUCGCCGUGCUGAGGCGUCUAGGUAUGCUUUUUAAACGGUAUAAUCCGUUUGGUGACGUUCAUCCUGGAUGGAUUUUUAACAUCUCUUCAAACUCUCAGCAUUUUUCCCCAAGAAGUCGUUUGUACGGAGAUUGCAACGGCGUUACGUGGAAAGUUAUCUGGUUUGCGCUAUAACGUAGCGCGCACGAUGGAACGAGAUGAUAUUAAUUACUCAGUAUUAAUUAUUCAAGAUGUAAACACAUACAUAUACACACAGAAUACAAAUAUAUGUACGUAAAGUACAUGUAUAGAGAUAAAAAACACACACACACACACACACACACGAGAAAAUAUUUUUAUACAAAAUUUUAUAUGUGCUCGCCUGUUGUACAUAGACAUGUCGCGGAUAUCGUGGUGCCGUUUGGAGGUCCGUGUCGUUGUUGUCAUUGUCUUGUUUCAUAUUGUACGUAUCUUUUAAUCGGUCGUCUUAUGGUGAUGACGACAGCGACAGCUUCUCUAACGGUGUACCUGCAACGUCGUUAUGGCUUUUGACAUUCGAUUGUGUUACGCUCUAAAUUUUAACGUCCUUUCAAAAACUUUUAUAUGUUGUGCGAUGAAUGUUGAAUUUUUCAUUUCAUAUAAAAUUUAGAUAAUGGAAUGAAAAUAAAAGUAGUUUUUCCGCAGCAUCAAAUGGUACAAGCAAAAUUUUUAAAUUUUUACAAGUAAAAUUUGGUAAACAUGAUCUUAUAAAAAAAGGAA